Messenger RNA from Ichthyophthirius multifiliis, 1348 nucleotides. RefSeq lists its product as hypothetical. The transcript is spliced from 2 exons. Lineage: Eukaryota; Ciliophora; Oligohymenophorea; Hymenostomatida. The record is from RefSeq and is a predicted model, not a curated record.
AAUAAAUUAAUUACCUUAAAAAAGUAAAAUGUACACGGGUUAUGAGCCAUCACAUAAUUAGUCUUAGCGAAAUAUGAAUUUAACAUUAGCAACAAAUGAGAAAUCAAUACUUUAAGAACCAAUAAUAGUUUCUAUGCAAAAAGAAGUUGAUAAUUAUACUAGAAAAUUAGAAUAAGAAAAACGUCGUUUAUUUGGAUUAGAUGAAACAUAUAAUAUAGUACUAAAAGAAUAUAAACAAAAAAUUUAAUCUAUAAAAGAGUUAAAGCAAAAAUCGCAUAAUACGGAAACAAAAUUAAUGGAAUCUUAAAUAAAAAAUCAAUAAGCUAAAAUCGAAAAAGUUUUAGGCAAGCAUAAUGAAACUUAAUCAGCAAACUAAGAUUUAUAAGAACAAAUAAACCAACUUAGGAAGGAGCGUGUUUUACAUUUAGAAGUAUGCAAAAAGCUUGAAGAAGAUAUAAUUCGAAUAAGUCCAAAAAAAGCAGAUGAAAAUAAACCUAAAUUUGAAAUAUUGAAAACCACAAAUAAAAAAGAAAACUUUGAUACUUAAGAUACUCAAAAUUUACUAAAACAUCGUUUAAAAAAAAUAAUAGCAAACAAUAAAGAAAAGGUAAAAAUAAUCGAUUAAUACCAAAAGAACCUUAAAGUAAUAGAAGAAGCUUUCAAUUAAAUAAAGGAAUGUAGUGGUAUAACUGAUAUCGAAGAAAUAGCCAAUACUUUUAUAAAAAGUGAAGAACAAAAUUAUUCACUAUAUAAUUAUGUGGAUAUCUUAUCUCAAGAUAUAGAUAAUCUAGAAACUUUGAAUACUGAUCUUGAAAAAAAAUGCGAAGAUUAAGAAAAUGAUAAUGAAGCCCGUAGAAGAGCCUUACAAGGCACUCCUCAUGAUGAGAAAAUAAAGAAAAAAAUUAAUAAUUUAUUGUCAAAAAAAUAAACGGAAAUCGAUACUGCGCGUAAUAUUAUAAAAGACCUCAAGCCAACACUUCAAACAUUACUUAUUGACCUUGCACAAACAUCUUUUAACCCAGAUUCGAAAAGAAAAUUUGAAUAUGAAUUAGGCUUCGAUUUAAGUGAAGGUAAUUUAGAAAAUUAUCUUGCAGAUGUUGAAUUUUAUUCUAAUAUUUUACUUUCUUAUAAAAGCUAAGAAAACGGAGAUUUAUCAUAAUUUUUAUUAAUUGACCAAAUUCCACCAAAGAAUAAUAGUACUAAUCAAAAUACCGUCGUUUAAGAACCAAAUAAUAUUGACGAAUAUUUCAAUUUAGAUUCAAAAGAUAAAGAGUUAUAUUAACAUGAAAAACUAAGAGAAUUAGCAAUUGAAGCAUUCGAGUAAAGAAAAAUGAAAGGUUAAAAUUGA